UAAUUGGGAUUGGCCAAGAAAAGAGAAACUACCACUGAGAUUUAGCUUUUCCUUUUUCUUUUCAAUAGCUUGGGUCCCCCUUCUUAUUAUUUCAUAAGCAUUGUGUUUCCAGUUUGCUUUGUGUUCUUUUUUAGUAUGUGUGUUCUUUUUAAGUAUGAUUGUUUAAGUGAUGCACCAUCAACUGAGUUGUCCAUUAUUUUGUACCAUUAUUCUAUGAAACAGGUACAGUAAUCAACAUUUAAACAAUGAUAUGGAAGAAAAUGUGGACCAUAACCAGGCAGCUAGUGAUUUCUGAUUAUUUAUAGAAAUUAAACAGUGAUGUGAAAUAAUUGUAUUCAUAAAGUAUUACUUUUGUGUUUCACCAGUGGCAAAGAGGACAUCAGUGUUUGAUGAUCCAUCCACAGAGAUCCAAGAAUUGACAGCAGUAAUAAAGCAAGACAUCACUGCACUUAAUUCAGCAGUAGGAGACCUCCACCAGCUGCUCUAUGUCUCACAAAAUGAAAGUGGAAGUAUAUCAAGAGACACCACAACACAUUCAACAACAGUUGUGGAUAACCUAAAGGAUCGGUUAAUGAGUGCCACCAAGGAGUUUAAAGAAGUCCUUACAAUGCGAACAGAGAACCUAAAGGUUCAUGAGAACAGGAGGCAGUUGUUUUCCUCUACUACUUCAAAAGAUUCUGUGAAUCCAUUUAUUCGCCAACGACCACUGGCUGCUAGAGUAGCUGCUACUUCCUCAGCAGGUCCUCCUCCCUGGGCUAAUGGUUUUGCUUCAUCUUCCCAACUAUUUCCAAGCAAACAUUUAGAUGGGGAAUCUCAGCCAUUGUUACAGCAGCAGCACCAGCAGAUGGUUCCACUACAAGACAGCUACAUGCAGGGUCGAGCUGAAGCCCUUCAUAAUGUGGAGUCAACCAUUCAUGAGCUGGGCAACAUUUUCACUCAACUUGCAACCAUGGUUUCUCAGCAAGGAGAGCUUGCAAUCAGGUCUACCAUAAUCCCUUUUCUUUUGAUAUUUUAUCCACAAGUUGUGGUAACCCCCACCCAUUGACGCAUGCACAAACAAGACAAACAAGGUCAAUGACAGAUGCUUGUUUGUUUUUACUCAUUCACCAUAAGAUCAGUUUAUAAAACACUAGAUACACUACUGUGUGGGUGGCAGGAUUGACGAGAACAUGGAUGAGACACUGGCAAAUGUAGAGGGAGCGCAGAGCCAAUUGGUCAGAUACCUAAAUAGUAUUUCAUCCAACCGCUGGUUGAUGAUCAAGAUUUUUUUUGUUUUAAUGGUAUUCCUCAUGUUUUUCUUAUUUUUUGUGGCAUAAAUAUAUAGAAAAUAAAGGAUAUAAAAGAGCUUUAUUGAUUUUGGUCCUAGUUAUUGGCCAUUUCAAUUCACAAGCUAAGGAAGCUAAUUACUUGAAAGGAUUAAAUUUCAAUGUUAUUUUCAAUUCGUCGUGUAUACGAAGAUAACCCUUGGGCUAUUUCUCAUGGCAGCCUUCUGCUUCGAGAAAUUGCUGCCUGCUUGCUCAUGAUUGUUCUGCCAUGUUCAUUCGACCAUAAAACACUUGGCAAAACGAUCUUGAGAUAGAAGGGUCACACUUCUUGGGGGCGCAGCUUUUCUUUCUGAAGCUGCAAGCAUACAGGCCGUGGCCGUCAGAGAGAACUCUUGGUUUAGGGCUUCUUUAGUACAGCGGUUAAAAUUCAGCGGAUAGCGGAUAGCGGGUAGCGGAUAGCGGAUAGCUAUAGCGGGUAGCGGGUGGCGGUUAGCGGAUAGCAGAUGGCGGAUAGCGGAAAGUGGGUAGCGGAUGGUAAAUAACGGAUUCGAUAAAUAUAACUGUUUAGUUAUACAAUAGUUAGCGGUUGUUGUUUAACAUCAAAUGAUUAAUAAGGACAUGUUUAAAAA
This is a messenger RNA of Rubroshorea leprosula, 1894 nucleotides long. NCBI's taxonomy places the organism in Eukaryota, Viridiplantae, Streptophyta, Magnoliopsida, Malvales, Dipterocarpaceae. The record is from the annotation of a GenBank genome assembly.